Messenger RNA from Siniperca chuatsi (mandarin fish), 2934 nucleotides. It is a transcript of the gene mrm3a, whose product is annotated as mitochondrial rRNA methyltransferase 3a. The record is from RefSeq and is a predicted model, not a curated record. The transcript is spliced from 5 exons. Gene Ontology annotation, biological process: RNA processing. Gene Ontology annotation, molecular function: RNA binding; RNA methyltransferase activity. Lineage: Eukaryota; Metazoa; Chordata; Actinopteri; Centrarchiformes; Sinipercidae. Bases 282 to 1664 code for a protein of 460 amino acids.
GCACUCUCUCGCGAGGUUACAGUUGAGCUGCAACUUUUGACCUAAAGUAGGAAAUAAAAAGAAGAACAAAUAUUGAAAAGAUAAUGUAAUUAAUUUGGUAACAUCUUCGGGGCAGUACACCCCCACGCAGUGAAUUGUUAACGUUACCAAAUAAACUAGAUUCAUUUUAGAUGCGUAAAUAUAGUAUGACCUACAUUACAACUGGUGGCGGUAAGUAGGUUAGCUUGGGUUAGUAACGUAACACCGUUCUGUUAAACAAGAGAAGAAGAAACGGGACAAACAUGGCAGCGUACAUGAGAAGCGUGACAUGUCUUGUUUCCAUAGAGCGAAACGCUUUUCUAACAAGGGGAAGCGGUAUUGUUGUGGAAUCUAAACGUUAUGUACGCGGACUGAGGAGGAAACCUGUGAGAGUGCUGUUUCCAGAAAACGAGACGGAUAAAGUCCUCAAGCCGCCGCCACAGUCUCAGUCAGGAGGGCAACACGUCAAGAGGGACAAGGAGGCAAAAGUCACAGCUACAUCAAGGCAUCUUGAAGAAAAUGACUUUGUCAAGGCGAGGAGUAAUGUGCAGUCAACUAUAAAACAUGCUCACGUUACUGUUACAAAGGAUCAAAUUGAUGGACUGCGCUUCGAGAGGGCUUUCCCUGGAGAUAAAAGACUGGCGAGGGUAGUGAGUGUUGCUCGUUCCAGGACGUUUCGGGAGCACCAGGGUAAAAUCCUCCUGGAGGGCAGACGUUUGAUCUGUGACGCCCUGGAUGCUGGAGCCAACCCACAGAUGGUGUUCUUCAGUACAGUGGAUCGGCUCCGAGAGCUGCCCUUAGACAAGCUGAAAAGGGCCACGCUAGUCAAAGUCAAGUUUGAGGACAUCAAGAUCUGGUCUGACCUUGUGGCGCCACAAGGGGUGAUCGCCAUAUUUUCUCGCCCGGACCCGUCACGGUUGAACUUCGCAAAUAGAGGUGAUUCGGUGCCGUUGUCCCUGAUAUGCGACAACAUCCGAGACCCUGGCAACCUUGGGACUAUGCUGCGAUGUGCUGCUGCUGCUGGCUGCCAUAAUGUCCUGCUCACCAAGGGUUGUGUUGACACUUGGGAGCCUAAAGUCCUGCGUGCAGCAAUGGGCGCCCAUUUCCGCCUUGCCAUCUAUCCAAGCUUGGGCUGGGAUGAUAUUGAAAAUCAUCUCCCCAAACCUGUGACUGUCCAUGUGGCUGACAGCAGCUGUGGCGUUGACAGAAGUCGAGAAAAAGAGGAUUCACAAGUUAAUGUGUCUCACAAACCCUCCAAAGCAGGAGACUAUAGCUGGGUCAGCACAAGGCCUAAUCACAAUAACAUGUGCUACGAGGAAUACACUUCUGAUUCUGACUCAGAUAGUGACCACGAGGGACUUUUACUUCCCAGAGUGGACGCAAAGCUGUACCAUGAGAGCUGGGCUCAGAGUCCCACUGCUCUUGUGAUAGGUGGAGAGACACAGGGUCUGAGUCUAGAAGCAGUCGAGUUGGCUGAGAAAACUGCCGGUCACAGGCUCUUUAUUCCUGUCGUUCCUGAUGUGGACAGCUUGAAUUCAGCCAUGGCCGCCAGUAUCCUUUUGUUUGAGGGCAGGAAGCAACUGUUAAAACUAAUGCAGACACCUGGAUGGAAACGGAAAUCUAAAGCUGAGCAGCAGUUUUCAUGAUGUUCAUUCUAAAUAGCGGCAGCCUGCCCAGAGAGACCAGAGAGCUGCUGCUUAGUCACACAUCCGGCUGUGUGGAAAGACAGGAAGCAACCAGGUGGGGGUCCAACGACAUCCACAUUUUUUCAAAAGCUCACUUACAUCAGAUGUAAGUCUCAACAUCUGAUAUGGGCAGGAUAAGAGCAGCGCAGAAUUGUGAACGUUGAAAAUAGAUUGCUGCUGGAUUUGGUGGGGAGUCCAGUUUUAUGCAGUUAUUUUGAAAGGGCUUCACCCAUGUUCUGCCUGAGGCUUGAUGUCACCUUUCACCCUUUACAACUCCUGUAGUCACAGGUAACAGAAAUUAAUCAUGAGCAGGCAGCAACUUUCAAACAAGCUCAAAUGGGCCAUUAAUUAUUGAGACUGAAUAAGAAAUCACACCCUUUUGUAAUUCAGCUUUAUUUCCAGCCGGGUGUGCUUCUGGAAUCGGCAUUCCUACCUUGACAGAGAUCCAUUAUUCUAGACUUCUCUAAGUCGGAUGGAUUUCAUGCGUUUUGCUUUGUAAGGUCACACAGUUCACUUAUUAAAUGUACACAGCUACUAUCAUUUGAGACAUUCUCCUUUUCUCCUGACAGCAUGACCUGAUAUCCCCUCAGCUUAGUUUGCUGGCUCAGAGGGAGACUCGCAAAGAUUAAAGAUCAGUUUCAUAUGGAAAAGAUUAUGUUAAAAAUGCAGAACUAACAAGAAAGGGCCAGAGGGUGGCACUGCAACAAAGAGUUGGACUCCUCAUGGAGGCAGCGCCUCUGAUGUUAAUACGGUUACUGAUUUAUGUGCCAAUAUGAGUUUUGUCAAAACACAGUCAAAGAUAAAGCGACUUUGGAUGGAUUUCCUGCUACAUACAACGCUCAAGCAUUCCCUCCUUUCAGGCCUCUUUGUUGUGUCUCCUCUGUUAUCAGAAAAUCCGCAGCUAUUCUUACUAAAUGGAUCAAACCACACAAUCAGCUCUCAGACUUCUCUUUGAAUAGCUUGGCUGCGCUGCUACCUAAAAAGGAUAAUUAUGCCAAGAUGAAGUCCUGUACUUUGCAAAACUGCUAACAGAUGGAACAGAUGAGUUGCAGUGUGGUAUUUUGUUGUAGGCAGCUAACUUCCUCUGAAUGGAGCCCAUUUUAUUACGCUGCAAAUCACCAUACAUUGACCACUUAAUACUCACAGAUGUAAGCUGUCACUAAGGACAAUGUUGUUAUGAGUGAAAUACUGCUUUAUUCUUCUACUACAAAUAAAAGCUUUGUCUCACAUG